Mollisia scopiformis is the source of this 978-nucleotide messenger RNA. Its product is annotated as Phosphoenolpyruvate/pyruvate domain-containing protein. Gene Ontology annotation, molecular function: aldehyde-lyase activity. Gene Ontology annotation, cellular component: cytoplasm. The record is from RefSeq and is a predicted model, not a curated record. NCBI's taxonomy places the organism in Eukaryota, Fungi, Ascomycota, Leotiomycetes, Helotiales, Mollisiaceae. The transcript is spliced from 3 exons. The coding region runs from base 1 to 978 and encodes 325 amino acids.
AUGUUGCUCUGUGAGAAUGUUUUGUACACCAAGGCGGCACGUGGAAAGUUAUGUAAAGCUCUGGUGCUCAGACUUGUGACCAAUCCACUCGUCAUCCAGUUUGCUAAGAAUGCCGGCUUUGACGUCCUAUGGAUCGAGAUGGAGCACUCGACCUACUCCAUCACAGAAGCAAGCAUCCUUUCAAGUGCGGGGAUGAUGGCUGGCUUGACUCCCAUAGUCCGUGUACCGUACCAGUGUGGAAUGGGGUUCGUGCAGCAGGUUCUCGAUUCUGGUGCUCUAGCAGUCGUCUUCCCGCAUAUCUCCACCGCCGCAGAUGCCAAGGCAGCUGUUAAGAUGUGCAAGUUCCCGCCGUUGGGAAAGCGUUCGCUAUGGCUUCAGCAGGCUGCCGUGGGUCUGAAGACGAUGCCGAUGGAGCAGAUGGCUUCUGAGAUCAAUGCAGAAGCGUCGGCAGUGGGGCUGAUGAUUGAGUCUGCCGACAGUAUUCCGAAUGUCGACGCCAUCGCGGCAGUUGAAGGCGUUGACUUGCUCAUCGUCGGCUGCAUUGAUUUGUCCACUGACAUGGGUAUGCCGGGCACGAUCGAUGCACCUGAAUUCAGAGCUGCUUUAAUGGCCGUUAGUGAAGCUUGUCGCAGCCACAACAAGAUUUUUGGGCUGGCUGGUAACUACAAAAAUCUCCAAUUCCUGGAUUGGGCUGUCAACACAUUAGGAGCGCGCUUGAUUCUGGGCCAAGUAGACUCGAACAUCAUCUCUGUUGGGGCAGCAGAGUGUGUGCAGAACUUGAACACCAUUGAUCGAACCGCUGUGUCUAAUAAUGGAUCUCCUUCCAAUGGAUUCUUGUCCAACGGAGGCGUGUUGAAGGUUGCUUCAAACGGAUUUGUGUCAAACGGAGUGUCAAAGGGAGGCGUGCCGAAGGCUGUAUCGAAAGGAGGGGUGUCAAACGGAAAACCAGGAAUAUCUUUGGAUGUAUCCUUCACGUAA